Messenger RNA from Telopea speciosissima, 2496 nucleotides. Its product is annotated as cell division control protein 48 homolog C-like. Gene Ontology annotation, molecular function: RNA binding; ATP hydrolysis activity; preribosome binding. Lineage: Eukaryota; Viridiplantae; Streptophyta; Magnoliopsida; Proteales; Proteaceae. Gene Ontology annotation, cellular component: nucleus. Gene Ontology annotation, biological process: ribosome biogenesis. The record is from RefSeq and is a predicted model, not a curated record.
ACAGUCUUCUUUCCCUGAGCUUGAGACCGAGAAAAAUAGAGUUAUGGGGAGGAGAAUGGGAGGGCGAUCUCCCUCCGUCUUCAAUCGUGAUAUUCUUCUUCGUCGCCUCGAAUCCUGUAAGCACAAGUCGAGCCUCGAAGACAUAGUGGAGUAUCUGCGCUCAAGCUUCCCCGAUUACAGACGGAUCAAGCAACAACCCUUGACCAAGCACGUCCAGCAAACCCUUGAGUUCCAACAGAGAAGAAGAAAUUUCUCUGCUUUCACCUCCGAUGAAGUCGACGAAGACACGGACUCCAGAACACCCUCCUCAACCCCUGCUCGUAAGAAGCUCAAGAAGAUGGACGUUAGAGAAAAGAGGCUGCUCCAAACAGAAGCUGAGUACAUUCGAAGAAAGCAGAUGGAACAAGAUCGUCCUUCGACCUCAUCUGCGGCGUCAUCUUCUUCUUCUUCGGGUGAUGACGAUGAAUCAGACGGUUCUGUUUCGACUUCUGAAGAUGCAAUUUAUGAAGAGAAGGUGGAACCUGAGUUUGAUUUGAUGAAGUCAAUGCUUCGUUCAAGUUACAGUGCUUCGAAGAAUGAUAAUGAUACAAAGGUUAAAGCUGAGGAGAAGAAUUUGGAGGUGGAAGUUAUUAAUAAAGAGAAGAAGAUUGGUUUGAUUGGUGGAGACGGGAUUGAGAAGUUGAGUCCGAUGAAAUCUACGUAUUUGAAAACUUCUAGAGAGAGAGAAUUGAGUAAUGGAGAUGGAUAUGAGGUAAAGGGGAAGGAUGGACCGAGGUUUAGCGAUCUCGGUGGUAUUAAAGGGGUUUUGGAUGAGUUGAUGAUGGAGGUAAUUGUUCCACUUUACCAUCCACAGCUGCCUCGGUGGCUGGGAGUGAAGCCCAUGGCUGGGAUUUUGUUACACGGACCGCCUGGUUGUGGAAAGACGAAGCUUGCUCACGCAAUUGCUAAUGAAACUGGGGUCCCCUUCUACAAGAUUUCAGCUACUGAAGUAGUUUCUGGUGUCUCAGGUGCAUCAGAAGAGAAUAUACGUGACCUUUUUUCGAAAGCAUACAGGACUGCUCCAUCAAUUGUCUUUAUUGAUGAGAUUGAUGCCAUUGCAUCUAAAAGAGAUAAUCUUCAGAGGGAGAUGGAACGGCGAAUUGUGACACAGCUGAUGACUUGCAUGGAUGAAUCACACCAAAUUAUGAAACCAGUUGAUGUAGGUUUGAAUUCGGAAGCGUCUGAUUCCAGACCUGGUUAUGUUCUUGUGAUUGGAGCUACAAAUAGACCUGAUGCUGUUGAUCCUGCCCUCAGGAGGCCUGGAAGGUUUGACCGGGAGAUUGUUUUGGGUGUUCCAGAUGAAAAUGGACGGAUUGAGAUUCUGUCUGUGCUCACACGGAACCUUAGACUUGAAGGUACAUUUGAUCUUGCGAAAAUAGCCAGAUCUACGCCAGGAUUUGUUGGAGCUGACUUAACUGCACUUGCCAACAAGGCUGGUAACCUUGCUAUGAAGAGGAUUAUAGAUGGUAGGAGGUCUGACCUAGCCAGAGAACCCAAAAAUGGGGACCAUCUUGAAGAAUGGUGGAGGCGCUCAUGGUCACCUGAAGAAAUGGAAGGGCUCAGCAUCACAAUGGCUGAUUUUGAGGAAGCAGCUAAGAUGGUUCAACCUUCUUCAAGAAGGGAGGGAUUCUCGACAAUUCCUAAUGUCAAGUGGGAGGAUAUUGGAGGGCUUGAUGCACUGUGGAAAGAAUUUAACCGUUACAUUGUUAGACGUAUAAAAUAUCCUGAGGAGUAUGAGGAAAUCACAGAGGAUUUAGAGACAGGAUUUUUGCUUUAUGGACCUACCGGCUGCGGAAAAACAUUGAUUUCCCAAGCCGUUGCAAAUGAGGCAGGAUUAAAUUUCAUACACAUCAAGGGCCCAGAACUUCUGAACAAGUAUGUUGGAGAAAGUGAGUUGGCAGUUAGAACAAUAUUCAGUCGUGCAAGAACAUGCUCUCCUUGCAUACUUUUCUUUGAUGAGGUGGAUGCUUUGACAAAAACACGUGGAAAAGAAGGGGAUUCAGUUGUUGAGCGGAUUCUGAACCAGUUGCUCAUAGAGCUAGAUGGUGCUGACCAGCGGCAUGGUGUUUUCGUAAUUGGUGCUACAAAUAGGCCUGAGGUGAUGGAUCCUGCUCUCUUACGGCCAGGCAGAUUUGGGAAACUUCUUUAUGUACCUCUGCCUAGUCCUGAUGAACGUGGAUUGAUUUUAAAAACACUUGGUCGCAAUAAGCCUAUUGCUGAUGUUGAUUUGAUGGCCAUUGGGCAGAAGGAAUCUUGCGAAAAUCUAAGUGGUGCUGAUCUUGCAGCAGUGAUGCAUAAAGCUGCAAGGAUUGCACACGAAGAGAAACAAGUAUCAGGUCCAGGCACCUCAGAAUCAAAACGUCUGACCAUUAAGGCAACGCACAUUGAGCAAGCACUGGAGAACAUAUAUCCUUCUGUCUCAAAGGAGGUAUAGGAACUCUGUUGUGAUUACUUGAA